GAGAACUUCACUUUUUGGAAGAGCAAAGAGAAGAGAAGCGAGAUGUUCCGUCCAUUGCUUGCUUGUUUUUUUCUGGUGGCCUUUGGACAACUUCUGGAGGUCCAGGCCAGAUCGAAGGCUGCUGCUGAGGAAGUUGAGGGUCAAGCAAAACAAUUGCAAGUUCAGGCACUAAAGGACCUUCAGGAAAAAGAAGAAGAUGUGGGGAAAAAAGCAGCUGAAGCUCAUGUAAAACCCUUGUCAGUUCCAGCAGCAAAUAACCUUCUGAAUCAUGGACGUCUGGUGAAAAGAGCUGCUCCUGAAGAACAGGAAGAAGGAGUCGGUCAAAACAAUCAGGAAGAAGGAAGAGGAAGAGGAAAGGGGAAAGGAAAAGGAAAAGGAAAAGGAAAAGGAAAAGGAAAGGGGAAAGGAAAAAGGGGAGGAAAAGGAAAAGGGAAAGGAAGAGACGCUCAGGGUGAACAAAUGCAACAGGCUGGCGAUCAGUAAGCACUACUGGUGCUGCCAAUGUCGGAAGGAAGACCAAGCUAUUAGACAAGCUGCUCCUUUCCUCCUAAUUAGAAGCGAUCACUCACCUGAUGAAAUGUACCAAAAAGCAAGGCUGGUGGUGGGAAUAGUGAUUGUUUACUUCUGUCUGCUGGGUUUAGGGAACUUUCAAUGACAAUAAAGUACGAGCAUCAUC
Molecule: messenger RNA, 676 nt
Organism: Pantherophis guttatus
Lineage: Eukaryota; Metazoa; Chordata; Lepidosauria; Squamata; Colubridae
Source: RefSeq, a predicted model, not a curated record